GGCGGCGGCGGCAGGAUGAACAUCGCGGCCGUGUUCAACGCCCUGCUGGUGUCCAUCCUGGCGGCGGUGCUGUGGAAGCAUGUGCGGCUGUGCGAGCACGCGUCCACGCUGGAGGAGGCGCUGGCGCUGGGCCGCGGGGCCGGGGAGGCCUCUCCGGAGGCCGAGUACGAGGCGGCGGUGCGGGCCCUGGAGGAGGAGGGCACGCGCAUGGUGUGCACCGGCCGCACGCACACCGACCGCCUGUGCCGCUUCCAGGCGCUCUGCUACUCCCCCGAGGCCGCCGAGUUCGUCUUCUUCCACGGCAACGCGUCGGUGAUGCUGCCCAGCCUGGGCCCGCGCCGCUUCCAGCCGGCCCUCCUGGACCUGUCCUCGGUGGAGGACCACAGCGCGCAGUACUUCAACUUCGUGGAGCUGCCGGCCGGCGCCGUGCGCGCCCUGCCCCGGCCCCGCUUCGUGCCCGAGGCGGUGCUCAUCGCCAACCGCUUCAACCCCGACAACCUCAUGCACGUCUUCCACGACGACCUCCUGCCCAUGUUCUACACCAUGCGCCAGUUCCCCGGCCUGGGCCCCGACGCCCGGCUGCUCUUCAUGGAGGGCCGCCCGCCGGGGCCGCACUUCGACCUGUACCGGCUGCUGAGCCCGCGGCCGCCGCUCAUGCGCGAGCACCUGGGCGGCCUGGGCCGGCUGCUGUGCUUCUCGCAGGCCUACGUGGGGCUGUCCAAGGCCACCACCUGGUACCAGUACGGCUUCGUGCAGCCGCAGGGCCCCAAGGCCAGCAUCCUGGUGUCCGGCGUCGAGAUCCGCCGCUUCGCCGGCUUCGUGGCCGAGAGGCUGAACGCGACGGCGGGGAAGGGCCCCCCCGGGGGCGGCGAGGGCUACAUCGUGGUGUUCAGCCGCACCGUCAACCGGCUCAUCCUGAACGAGGCCGAGCUGCUGCUGGCCCUGGCCCAGGAGUUCCGCAUGAAGACCGUGACGGUGUCGCUCGAGGACCACUCGUUCGCCGAUGUGGUGCGGCUGGUGGGGGGCGCCUCCAUGCUGGUGAGCGUGCACGGCGCGCAGCUGGUCACGGCGCUCUUCCUGCCCCGCGGUGCCACCGUGGUGGAGCUCUUCCCCUACGCCGUCAACCCCGAGCACUACACGCCCUACAAGACUCUGGCCGGCCUCCCCCACAUGGACCUCCACUACGUGGCGUGGCAGAACACCAAGCAGGAGAACACGGUGACGCACCCCGACCGCCCCUGGGACCAGGGGGGCAUCGCCCACCUGGACCGGGCCGAGCAGGAGCGCAUCCUGAAGAGCCGAGAGGUCCCCCGGCACCUGUGCUGCCGCAACCCCGAGUGGCUCUUCCGCAUCUACCAGGACACCAAGGUGGACGUCCCGUCCCUCCUCCGGGCCAUCCGGGGGGCGGGCAGGGCCAGGCCGAGCCUCGGGGACCCCCAGGCCUACCCGAGCAAGGUGAAGGAGGCCCGCUGCCGGGCCUCGGUCCAGGGGGCCUCCCAGGCCCGGCUGAGCGUGUCGUGGCAGGUGCCGUGGAACCUCAAGUUCCUGAAGGUGAAGGACGUGAAGUACGAGGUGUGGAUCCAGGAGCAGGGCGAGAACGCGUACAUGCCUUACAUCCUCACCCACCAGAACCACACGUUCGCCGACAACAUCAAGCCCUUCACCACCUACCUGGUCUGGAUCCGCUGCAUCUUCGGCCGGAACCUGCUGGGCCCCUUCGCCGACGUGCUGGUGUGUAGCACGUAGCCCCCCACUAGUGCCUCGUGGUCCUCUCUCGCAUUUACCGUGUGUGUUCUUGACUGUGACCGUUCUCGGUGGAGCCCCUCCCGCCCCUCC
Messenger RNA from Gracilinanus agilis (Agile Gracile Mouse Opossum), 1836 nucleotides. It is a transcript of the gene POMGNT2, whose product is annotated as protein O-linked mannose N-acetylglucosaminyltransferase 2 (beta 1,4-). Gene Ontology annotation, biological process: protein O-linked glycosylation via mannose. Gene Ontology annotation, molecular function: protein O-acetylglucosaminyltransferase activity; protein binding. Lineage: Eukaryota; Metazoa; Chordata; Mammalia; Didelphimorphia; Didelphidae. Bases 16 to 1746 code for a protein of 576 amino acids. The transcript has a single exon. Gene Ontology annotation, cellular component: endoplasmic reticulum. The record is from RefSeq and is a predicted model, not a curated record.